Molecule: messenger RNA, 3145 nt
Organism: Microcebus murinus (gray mouse lemur)
Lineage: Eukaryota; Metazoa; Chordata; Mammalia; Primates; Cheirogaleidae
Source: RefSeq, a predicted model, not a curated record
AUGGGAAAACACUCCCGUUUCCGUUUCCGAUGUCCAGGUGUCUGCCGUGCAGUGGCUGAGAGUUCUGGGGCACAGGGCUCUGCGGUUAAAGACUCCGGAGCCCACGUUCCUCUGAGGGGGAUCCGAGGAGGUUCUGUCCUGUUUGAUGUGACCCAGAAGACAGGAGCAGUUCUGGAAGCUGAGCUGGAUGAGCUCUACUGGAGCUUUACCCCGGAGUCAGACUACAGAGUCAUGUUUCGAAUCCAGAGAGGCGUCCAUUCUCCAACCUGGUUCAGCCUCCAGGACAAACUCAAGCAGAGGGUCCAGGUGCCCAACUUGGCCUCCAUGAAGAUUUCGAACCUGAUCCUUGAGGACAGUGGGCAUUACCGAGCUCAAGCCAGGUUAACGGAAGGAAGAGAAGUUUUGCAGUUUUUCCACCUUACUGUCUAUGACCCCGUGCCCCAUCCGUACAUCCUGGCUCAGUCACCAUCCAUCGCAGCAGGCUGGUGCAACGUCACCCUGGAGUGCAGGGCCCCAGGGGCCACAAGGGACCUGAAUGUGACCUGGGAGAGCAGGGGCCUCCCCCUGGAGCCAGUGCAGAGAGGGACACCAGGACCAGCCCUUGACUCCUGGACCCUGGCUGCAAGCCUACCCCUGAGUCAGCCCAAUGCCAGCUUCACCUGUGUGGUCAGCAAUCCCAUGGACCAGAAAUCUGUCACCAGAGAUGUUGGGGACAUCUGUGCCCAAGGCGACUGGAAGGAAGAAGUGGUUAAUUACCAGGCUUUAUGGCACCUUUUCUUUCAAGGGCUUGUGUGUGACACGUGUCUUUCAGAAAUUAGACGCCGCGGUUCCAAAGAUCCCCUGGUGAAGGCUCUUCAGCUGCUGGACAGCCCCUGCGAGCCGGGAGAGAACGGCCUGAAGUCAGAGGGGCAGUCGUCCUCGGCCAAAAGACGCAGUUCCAAGGACCUCCUGGGGAAGCCGCAGCUGUACGACACUCCCUACGAGCCUGCAGACGCGGGCCCCAGGGCCGAGGGGAAGGCGCGGCCCCCGGACAGCCGGCUGCCCGAGAACGACGAGAGGCCGGCGGCGGAGUACGAGCAGCCCUGGGAGUGGAAGAAGGAGCAGAUCGUGCGGGCGCUGUCAGUCCAGUUUGAAGGAUCUGAGCGACCUGCCAGGGAGGAGACGGUGAGGCAGCACCACCGGCAGAAGAGCUGGACUCAGAAGAUCCUGAAGCCAGCCCUCUCGGACCACAGUGACGGGGAGAAAGUGGACCCAGGCCUGCCCCUGGAGAAGCAGCCCUGGUAUCAUGGUGCCAUUACCCGUGCUGAGGCUGAGAGUCGACUACAGCCCUGCAAAGAAGCUGGUUAUCUGGUUCGAAAUAGCGAAUCAGGAAACAGUAGGUACUCCAUUGCACUAAAGACUAGUCAAGGAUGUGUCCACAUCAUAGUGGCUCAGACCAAAGACAACAAAUACACACUGAAUCAGACAAGCGCUGUGUUUGACAGCAUCCCAGAAGUGGUACACUACUAUUCCAAUGAAAAGUUGCCUUUCAAAGGGGCAGAACACAUGACCUUACUCUACCCCGUGCAUAACAAGCUUCACUAAGGUUCAGCCAUUGAAAGCCCUGGGCCUCUGGCACCUACGAGACAUCAGCACCCAACCAGCAUCUCAGCGGACAUGGCCGGACUGCUCCUUAGUAACUAGCAGAAAGUGGAAGUCUUCGUUUCAAAAGUCCAAGAGUCUUUGAUCUUGAAUUUAUUCCAUGACACUUGGUUUCUGAUCUAUCCCUUGUGUCCUUGUCAAGUAGUUCUACAGUAAGAAAUUGUAAUUUGCCUGUUGUCUCCACCUCUGGAGUAGGAUGUUCUAUUUAGGGGACGACUCUCAGGAAAGGUAAGUCAAAAGUUCAGGAGCAUUAAAGUGUUCCAGAAACAUGUUUGUUGGUACCUGGAAUACCUGGUCUCUAAACAAACCAGUGAAAAAAACCACUUUGCUUUUAUGUGUGAUUGUGUGGAUCAGAAGAGUGUAUAAUGUCAGGCUCUUUAUUUGGAGGAAAUAGAUGAAUAGUGGAAAAUAUGAAUGAUGGGCAAGAAAAUUGUCUUUCUCCCUUGAGUGUCCUAAGUCAUCUCUGGAGUUCAUGAAAAUUCACAACUUUAGAGUCUGCUGUAAGAAUUAUUUUGUUGGUCAGCCUUCCUAAAAAAGUUGAUGUUUUCUCAAUCUCUAUGGACUUUUUCAUCAUUUUUCAACAAAUCAGUGAUAUAAGCAUAAAUAGGAAGGAAGAUGCCCCAGAUUUAAGAAUCACCGAUGUAAUUAAGCAUUGGCAUCAUUAUUAUAAUUCUGAGUUAUAGAAUGAAAUAAUACAGCCAAUAUUUCAUUUCUAAUUUUUUAAAUUCUAAAAAUUUACAAAGCUCAACAACUGUUUUCUUAUUGGAUAAUUAUAUAGAACUUCUGAUAUCUUUUGUUUCAUCUUUGUGCAUUUUAGUUGGUAUGGAAUCAUUUUUAAUUUUUGUCUCUAAAGUUAGGUUUGCUUUAUAUUUUUAGUAAGUUUUAAAAAGAAACACACACACACACAUACACACACACAAGUUUGGGAUCUAGUUGUAUGAACUGAGUCUCUAAUGCCUGCAAAGAUGCUCUCAUUCUGUGCUGAGCAGACUGGCUUACACUGUACAAAAGAUUUUGAGGUUUUCUCUAACUGCUAUUACUUAAGAUAUUAAAUUAAUAUUCAUAGUAUUAUCUUUAUGGUUUAUCAUGAAUUUAUAUCACCUAUUUACUUACUGUGAAAAAAAUAGGAAUGGCAUACUGUGAGAAGAAUACUAUGGUGAGUGGCUCUAUAAUUAAAACUGAACAGAUGUUUCUGUAUUCUGGGGUUUGUAAUUUGGUUCUCAGAACUGGUCCAGAUGCAAAUGUGCUGUUAUCAAUGAAAAGUUAACUUUUGUAACUUCUCUUAAAUACAUAAAAAAAAUGUUGAUUUGGUUCAUUUUUAGGAAAGCAUAUCUUUCUAAUUAUUAGUUAUCAUUUGACUACUAUAAUUUAGAAGUUAGUGAAUUUUUGCUGCUUUAUUCAGUUAAGAUAUCAGCCAAAGGGUUUUGUGAUCUUUGAUUUUAAAAAUUUAAGGCCAGGCACGGUGGCUCACACCUGUAAUCCUAGCACUCUAGGAGGCCAAGGC